CUGGGAAGGUUGGGUUAGCGGGUGGAGCCGGGGGAAGCGGCCCAGUAAGUGCACAGUCAACAACCAAAGCAUCCGAGAUUACUACAGCCGCACCAAAUUCCCAAAGAAUACCCUCCGGAAACACACAUUCUGGUUUAUUUCUUCUAAUAAUUUCGCUUUGGUUGCAUGAGUUGGAGAGAAUCUCUGAUUCGAACCCUUUUUUAAAAAAAAAAAAAAACCCCAAAAACCCAAGAAACAUUACUAUUAUUAUUAUUAUUCUAAGGAGUGCUUGCAUCGAUCAGGUCGGUUUGCGGCUUCCCGUCGCUUCCACACGUCGCUUUCCUAGUGUGGAGGAAAACGAUUUCGCGAAAUUCCGUAUCCCAGAUUCCUCGAUUGAAUUAGUAUUUUACCGUCCGGGGUCCUGGAUUUACUCAGAGGAGGAGCAGAGGGGAGCCGAUCAUCCGCCGAUCUCUUGGUUCCAGGGAGCACGUGACCCCGGAGAUGAACAAGCUUCGUCAGAGUCUGAGGAGGAAGAAGCCCACCUAUGUGCCAGAGGCCAGCAGACCCCAUCAGUGGCAGGCGGACGAGGAGGCUGUACGCAAGGGCAAAUGUAACUUUGCUGUUCGGUACCUGGGACUCGUCGAGGUGGAGGAGUCAAGAGGAAUGCAUGUUUGUGAGGAAGCUGUGAAAAAGCUGAAAGUUAGUGGCAAAAAGACGGUAAAAGCAGUACUGUGGGUUUCAGCUGAUGGACUCAGGGUGGUUGAUGACAAAACUAAGGACCUCAUUGUGGACCAGACCAUCGAGAAGGUUUCCUUCUGCGCUCCCGACCGGAACUACGACAAGGCCUUCUCCUACAUCUGCAGAGAUGGAACCACCAGACGGUGGAUGUGCCACUGCUUCAUGGCUCUGAAGGACUCGGGCGAGAGACUGAGCCAUGCAGUUGGCUGUGCCUUCGCUGCCUGUCUGGAGAGAAAGCAGCGCAGAGAGAAGGAGUGUGGCGUGACGGCUUCUUUCGAUGCCAGUCGCACCUCCUUCGUGCGCGAGGGCUCCUUCCGCAUCAAUUCAUCCUCCAGCCAGCAGGGAAGCAGCAGUGAGCGAGAUGAGAAGAUGCAGGAUAAAAAGAAAGAUCAGCCCUCUGUCGUCCCAGCUCUCCCUCCUGGCUCGGCCUCUCCACCCGAGGGAACGGCGUCCCAGAUGGAGCGACCAGAACCAGGUGGGCCCCACGCCAUCCCUCGCCGCCAUGCACCCAUCGAACAGCUGGUUCGCCAAGGCUCGUUCAGGGGAUUUCCAGCUCUCAGUCAGAAGAACUCUCCCUUUAAGAGACAGCUGUCGCUUCGCCUCAAUGACCUGCCAUCCACUCUGCAGCGCAAAACAGACUUUGAGGCCACGAACCCUGAGAUGGACAUGGGGUUGCCUUGUGAGGGUGACGGUAGUAUAAAUGCAUUGUGUUGCCAGAUCAACACAUCCUUCGCCAAGCCAUCAGACGAGCUCUUCUCCAACCCAUCUAUGUCUGCAAAUUGCCCUCCGACCUGCACUGUGCCCCCAAUUUUGCCUCCUCCGCCUGCACCUCUCCAGGCCACCUCAUCCUGGGUGCAGCCAGAACCUUCUCUCCACUCCCCUCCUCCGGUUUCUGCUGCACUGCAGAGCGGCCACAAGCGCACCCCCUCAGAGGCUGAGCGAUGGCUGGAGGAGGUCUCUAAGGCUGUCAAAGCCCAGCAGACGCCUCCCUCUGGGCCCAUCAUACCCGCCAUCCCUGGGCCCCCUUCCGUAACCAGUCAUCAUAUAUCCACACAGGCGACAUUGUCCUCUGCCCCAGUAUCUAGUGUCCCAUUGCCCCUCGGUACUUUGCCCAAAUCUCUUAUCUCUGGCCCUUCUGCCCUUCCGUGUCAAACCCAAAUGCCUCUUCCACCCAUGUCAAUAUCAUCUGUUCCUCUAAUACCAGGUCCUCCAGUGUCGGGCCCCCCAAUGUCUCUUCCGUCCAUGUCCAUCCCAACUAUGUCGGGCCCGAGCAUGUCUGGAGCCCCCAUGAUGCAGGGCUCUCUGCCCGGGCCCCCUGGCUCCCUUCCAAGUGCAAUGCAACCAUUCCCCCUUGCUUUUGAUGCCACUCCAGCCCCUGUUGGGAUGUUUGCCAACCAGCCGGUCCAACCUGCCUUCAUGCCGAUGCAGACCUACAUGCCUGGUCUGGCUAGCAGCAUGACUUACCCCAAUGCCAGCGUGCCUGUGGUAGGCAUCACACCGUCACAAAUGGUGGCUAAUGCCUUUUGCACCGCCACAGGCUCAUCAAGCACAGGUCCGACCAUGGGCUCGGCUGCUGGAGGGUCCAAAGUGGGCACUGUCGGGCAUCACCACUCCUAUCCAGGAGCGGCCGGCGCAACCGGACACCCCUCAGGGUUUAACACAGCUACGUUUUCCUCCACUCCACCUCUGUCGUCAGCCAUUAACGGCCUCCCACCCCACAGCAGUGCAGCCGCAAUGAACCUCCAGAACGGGACUUCGGUCAGUGGUGGCAGUGGAGAGAGCUGGCCUCCAGAGGGCAGCCAACUAACCGCUCCAGGGGUUAGCGACUCCCAAGACGAUGAUCGUUUUGAAGCCAAGUGGGCGGCACUGGAGACAAAAGGAGCGACGCAACCGACAGGGAACAAGGCACCGGCUGCCACAGCCAAUCCAUUCUCCAACAGUCUGCAAAAAACUUUUGAGAUUGAGCUCUGAGUUGGACUCUGGCUCUUAACAAUGUAGAUCUUGCUCUGGGGUUAAAGCCCGAGGAAGAUGGGAACCUAUUCCAGGAAUUUUUGCUUAAUUGGUAUACAGGUCCUUUCAGACGGUCUAGCAUCCAGCCUGUGGCAGCCUUGGAGUCAGUGCUACUACGAUCUUAAUUUCUUUCUUUAUGAUCCCAUGUGAGAUAGAGACAAACUCAGCAGUCGGCUGGGCUGCAGUCUGAGAGAAUCAGGUUUCCAGCUGUCUGAACUUCACAAACUGAAUCCAUUCAGUCCAACCGUCAACAUUCUCUCCUUCGUGCUAUCGCUUCUCCACUCUGGCUUUGUUUUCCCUGCUGCAAGUCCCUAGAUUUACUGCAUGUUCAUCCUACUGAAAGCACUGUGGGGUCAGUGGUUUCUUUUUUUUUUAAAAAAGAGGACUCAACUUGGAUGCAUUCCAACUCAAAAAGAUAUUUUUGGACGUUUGCUUGUUAUAUUUUUUUAUCGUGGCGGUUUUAUGGUGUCUGGCAACAUCGUGGACGAAGGUGUAGAAGAUUCAAGUAACACACCGAUGCUGAUCUCAGCCGAGUGGGGCAGAAGUCUGGAUGCCUGAAAGGAAGAGUCCAAACGACUUGCUGACCACUAGUACAGAUUUAUGGCCAAAAUUGCUUUAUUUAUUGUAUUCUGAGUUUAACAUGUUUUAUGUACCUUGAAACCCGUAAGCUGAAGCCGAGUUUCAGAAGCAUGUUUAUGUUAUUUAUCCCAAUGUGUUUGAUUUAUGACAGCAGAGAAAGGAAAGCACUGUGGGAAUCCUAAUCAUAUAACAGGAACCAAAUAACCACAACUUCCACUACAGCUGCGUACUGGGAUGAGUCAGACUGGUGUAUAUAGCCGCAUGUUUCUUCCACCUCACUGCUGAGGCCUGAUAAAUCAAAACGGUGUCACUUGGAUGUGUAGCUUGUUACUUUGAUAAUCGCCUAACAACAAGGGCAUGAGACACUUCAGGAUAACCAGCACAUACAGUAGAGCACACAAGCAGUCUGUCUUCACCAAACAAACACAAGGAACUUUAACAACUCAGUGGAAAAAAAGAAAAAUGCUCCUCCUCACUGUGCAACUAUGGAGAAACGAUGCACUACAUUCCAGAUUUCACAAAUCCUCAUAUGUCUGCUGACACAGGGUAUACGCUCCUCACGUACAAUAAUUAUUGUGUACUCACCUCUUUGAGUAUCAUGGUAGUGCUACACUCACAGUGCGCUGCAAAAGUAUUCCCACCCCCAUGAACCUUUUUGCCAUGUUGCAUGUGAUGGACCGAAACAAAGUAGUGCACAUUCCAAGUAGGAAAUUACAUCAAAAUAUCAUCAGAAAUUAAAAAAGAGAAGUAUUAUGUAAAAUGUAGCUUUUUUUUAGCUUUAUAUCAUGUUAUAAUGUUACUUCCUAGUCAGAAACACAGCUGGAGUGUUGCUUUGAUUCUUCCAUGCAUGUUUAAGAAAUCCUUGAAUCUCCUGUGGCAGCCAUUCUUGGUUGCCUAGCGUCCCACUGAGCUCCUCUAAACUAGUGGCAGCAGCAAUUAUCAACCACCUGGUGGAACUUUCUGUCUGUUGAGCUCAUCGUACAAACUGCUUCUCAGUCUGGCUCUCCUAAGAACAGCUGUUUACGGUGACAUUGUUGGGACGACAUCCUGAAAGGAAAGUGAAAGAGUAGGAGCCCAAUUUCAAAGCGCCAAAUUGUGAAGUUAAAUUAUUUUAAAAGUUAUUUUUAUUACAUUUACAGCUCUGGAAAAAAAUGAAGAAACCUCUUUAUUCUUAUACUCUUUAUUAGUAUAUGUUUGAGUAAAAUGAACAUUGCUAUUUUAUUCUAUGAACUACUGACAUGUCUCCCAAAUUUCAAGCAAAAACUUAGUAUUUAUUUGCAGAAAAUGAAAAAUGUUCAAAAUAAUGAAAAGGAUGCAGUGCUUUCCCAACCUCUAAUAAUGCAAUGAGAACAAGUUCAUAUUCAUUUAGAAACAACAACACUAAUGUUUUAACUCAGGAAGAGUUCAGAAAUCAAUAUUUGGUGGAAUAAUCAUGAGGUUUUUAAUGGGGUUCGGUGCAGUGGGCUCUUCACUUUUUCCAGACCUGUAUGUCAUUUUUCUAACAGAAUUACUUGAAUGUGAUAUAAAAUGGCACCAUGUGCCUGGAAAAAUACAUAAUACCACCUCUUUAAAAGAGUGAUUCUCAUCCUUCUCAAGUGAAUUUAGAUCUGGACUUUGACUAGGACAUUCUAGCCCACAAAUAGGCUUUGAUCUAAGCCAUUAUCUUUAAAAAAUAUGUACAGCUUUGUUUGGCAUAUCACAUAAAAUCCCAAUAAAAUGCACUGAUGUCUGUGGUUUGAAUGGCACACAAUGUGAAAAAGUUCAAAGGGGUUUAAAUACUUUUGCAAGGUAUUGUAGAUUUCAGGGCAACCAGAGAGCUUGCGACUCGGGGAAAUAAUCAUGUUGAGUGAAUGUAAAUCAAAGUUUCAGCUGACGCAUAAACAGGGACAACUGCACAUGUUGCUACCAUGGAGAACGAGCUGUAUGUGAGAAACUGAGGGAGGGGAAACAGAGUCGCACCUUUAGGGAGUAAGGAAAAGGACGUCUGAUGGAAGAAACGUAGACAAAACAGGUUGAAUAGGAUGUAAAAGCAGGAGGCAGGUUUGGUUAGAGCUAAGACAUAUUCAUCAUUACGUCCACAACACAAACAGCGUCUCUGGUGUCUUUACACUCUGCAGCUUCAAACACUGUGGAGCAACACCUCUGAUCAGUUUAAAACAAAAUGUCAGCUGUCUGACUGCAAUGUCACAAAUUUUCCUUUUUAAUUUCUCAAACUGUGCAACUCGUGAUGCAGUUUGAACUUCAACUAAGUAGGUAGCGCUUUGAGUGUGGUAAGGUCGGGUCCCGCUGAGGAGAUCCAGCAUAAAAAAAAAGCAGAAAUGUUAAUAAUCAAAGGGCUUUCUGCAGGUGGUUUCUCUCUUCUACAAGCUAUGAUCCGAUCAGAGAUGCUCCUGCUUCACUCCAUGAAUACGGACUGCCACUUUUAACAUUAUCUGCUCCUUGUUUUAAAGAACUUAACGACUCCCUUCCUGCGGCUGACGGCCUGACUUUUUCCGUCAUCCAAAUUUAUAGGCGACUGACCUAAUUUGUACCAUUUUAUCUCCUCCCAGGCUUCGGCCAAUUUGGUUUAAAUCAAUAUUUCUUCCAAUCUGAGCAAACUGCUUUCUCUACCUUCCUUUCUUUAUUAAGCUAAUCUGAUUGAUUGGUUGAUUGAUUGGUCCAUAAAAUAGAUGCUUUUAGUCCACUCAGAGACCACUUUUGCCCUUGACUCUUGUUUGCGCGCCCUCCAAAUUAUAAAUUGUGUUUUCCGUCAAAGCAAACUAAAUGACCUCAUCAACUUGAUUGUAAAACCUUAGCUUAGUGAUGGUAACAAAGCGAACCAGUGGAGUUUAUUUUUAAUCUUUAUUUACAGAAGUUUUUGUAUUUAAACCAACAUAUUUGUAUUGUAAUUACAUUGUACAAAAGAUAAAUAAAGUAAUAUAAUAUUAUCCCUG
Poecilia reticulata (guppy) is the source of this 6239-nucleotide messenger RNA. It is a transcript of the gene numbl, whose product is annotated as NUMB like endocytic adaptor protein. NCBI's taxonomy places the organism in Eukaryota, Metazoa, Chordata, Actinopteri, Cyprinodontiformes, Poeciliidae. The record is from RefSeq and is a predicted model, not a curated record. Gene Ontology annotation, cellular component: cytoplasm. Gene Ontology annotation, biological process: positive regulation of neurogenesis.